GUAGUUUGUUCUCUGUCAUCCAUCUGUCUUAGAAGCACCUCGCACUGAGCUUUCAGCAAAAUGGAAAGUGUGAGUGAACUCCAGAAUCCCCUGUUGGCCAAGAAUAAUGGACACCUUCAUGGCAGUUACAGUUACCACCAGGAUUAUCCUGGCCACCGUUGCCAGGGUAAACUGUACUCCUAUAUCUUCCAAAAUUCUGGCAAUGCGAGGACUCACCAACUGCUGGAUGCCAGUUCUCUUCAGCUGGCUGUUGAAGCAUUGUACGGCCCAAAUUUCAUCCUGGUGAAGGAUGAGACCAGUGUCAAAGUCAAGGACAACAAAGGUGAGAGUUGUGAGACAGCCUUCAUGGGAAACAAAGAGCAUCCUGCUGAGGCCUCUGAUGUGCAAGAAACCCAAGGGAGGUCCCUGAUGGAAAAUGACAUCAAAAUCCAGACAGUGUCCUAUGAAGUGGAAGAAGAGGAAUUGCAAGAAUAUGAGAGUGACUCCUCCAGUGACAGCGAGAGUGAAGAUCAUUUUCUGAUGCUUCCCCCACGAGACCACCUGGGCUUGGCAAUUUUUUCAAUGCUCUGUUGUUUCUGGCCUCUGGGAAUUGCUGCUUUCUACUUUUCUCAAGGGACGAGUAAGGCUAUCUCCAAGGGGGACUUUCACCUGGCAAGUUCUGCGUCCCGGCGAGCACUAUUCCUUGCUGCGCUCUCUAUCACCAUUGGCACGGGAGUGUACGUUGGAGUGAUUGUAGCACUGAUUGCUUACCUAUCCAAAGGUGGCCACGUAUAGUGAAGAAUCUCUGCAUCAGAUGGAUAAUUCUCUCGGAUUACACACUUUCCUAUGAAACAUAGGACACUAUGCUUACAAGGAUUUCUACGGAGCACUCCCUAAACAGAGAUCUGUGCUCAUACAGA
Messenger RNA from Podarcis muralis (Common wall lizard), 899 nucleotides. Lineage: Eukaryota; Metazoa; Chordata; Lepidosauria; Squamata; Lacertidae. The record is from RefSeq and is a predicted model, not a curated record.